GCCGGUGGAGGAAAACUAGACGUGCGUGACGUUGUAGCAGGAAAUGCUAAUGAAAAACUUUGUAAGACAACACUACACCAAACUCAAUACUCAAACUAAUCAUUUAAUGUCAAAAAACAAAACAAAACUACAAUUUAUUCAGCAGUGACGGCAAAACAUUUGGUGACGGCGAGAUGGUGAAAUUCUAUUCAGCUCUUCAGGGGUCAAGCAUUCAACAGCACCACUACAAAACGUAAGUCUCCAGCCGCUGCAGCGCCAUGCCUGGCCGAAAGAAAGUCCCCAGGUGCUGCAGUGCCACGCUUGGCCGAGGGCAAGUCUUCACCUGGACCGGCGCUCCAGGAUGAGGCCAGGUCGCUUCCUGUUCUGCGAUUCUGGCCGGACUGUCUUCAGCUCUGGCUUUGCGGACCUUGCUGACCCAGCUGUCUCCAACUCCGGCGUCGCAAACCAUCCACAGUUUACAAGCGCCUGUCGUCGCCACUGGACGUGGGCCUGUCAUCUUUGUUCAUGCCUCCGUGGUGGGGGGCGUGCAAGUCAGGUGUCCCUCCGCCAUUCGUCUCUCCACCCACCCUUGACUUUUCAGAACUAUGCAACGUCUGGCAUCUGUUCUGUGGAGGGGGAUACUUUCAGCCUUGUUGCCUUAUCCUGCACUACUGUGAGUAUGCUUAUCUUAACUUUUAAUUGCACAUUGCACAAUACAAGUGUCUGUCUCUUCAUACUGGGUGCCAAGCAUUCAACAACACCGCCACAAAACGUAAUAUUAUUGAGGGAAUAAAAAAAAAUCCAAACCUACAUGGCCCUGUGUGAAAAGGUGAUUGACCCUAAACCUAAUAACUGGUUGGUCCACCCUUAGCAGCAAGAACUGCAAUCAAGCAUUUGCCAUAACUUGCAAUGAGUCUCUUCCAGCGCUGUGGAGGAAUUUUGUCCCACUCACCUUUGCAGAAUUGCUGUAAUUCAGCCACAUUGGAGGGUUUUCCAGCAUGAAGCGCUUUUUUAAGGUCAUGCCACAACAUCUCAAUGGGAUUCAGCUCAGGACUUUGACUAGGCCACUCCAAAGUCUUCAUUUUGUUUUUCUUCAGCCAUUCAGAGGUGGACUUGCUGAUGUGUUUUGGAUCAUUGUCCAGCUGCAGAACCCAAGUUCGUUUCAGCCUGAUGACCCAAUAUUCUCCUUCAGGAGAUUUUUGGUAGACAGCAGAAUUCAUGGUUCCAUUUAUCACAACAAGUCUUCUAGGUCCUGAAGCAGAAAAACAGUCCAAGCCCAUCACUCUACCGCCACCAUACUUUGCUGUUGGUAUGAUGUUCUUUUUCUGAAAUGUGGUGCUACUUUUAACCAGACACACACCUUCCAAAAAGUUAAACUUUUGUCUUGUCAGACCACAGAGUAUUUUCCCAAAUGUCUUGGAGAUCAUCAAGAUCCUUUUCUGGCAAAAUUGAGACAAGCCUUAAUGUUCUUUUUGUUCAGUGGUUUUCGCCUUGGAACUCUGCCAUGCAGGCCAUUUUUGCCCAGUGUGGAGUCAUGAACAAUGACCUUAACUGAGGCAAGUGAGCCCUGCAUUUCUUUGGAUGUCGUUGUGGGGUCUUUUGUGACCUCUUGGAUGAGUCGUUGCUGCACUCGUGGGUAAUUUUGGUUGGCCAGCCACUCCUGGGAAGGUUCACCACUGUUCCAUGUUUUCGCCAUUUGUGGAUAAUGGCUCUCACUGUGGUUCGCUGGAGUCCCAAAGCUUUAGAAAUGGCUUUGUACCCUUUUCCAGGCUGAUCGAUCUCAAUUAAUCUCAUGUUUUAACGGGGGGGAAAUCACUCUUUCACACAGCGCCAUGUAGGUUUAGAUUUUUUUUCUUCUUUAAUAAUAAAAAGUUUCAUUUAAAAACUGCAUUUUGUGUUCAGUUGUGUUGUCAUUGACUAAUAUUUACAUUUCUUUGAUGAACAUUUGUGUGACAAACAUGCAAAAACAGAAAUCAGGAAGGGGACAAACACUUUAUCACACCACUGUAAACCCACCAAAUUUAAAGAGAAGUUUUGUUUUUUUUAAUAUAGAGGCCUCACUUGUCUAUAAGGCACAGGUGUCCAUGUUGGAACAUGGGACAUUUACACAGAAAGACACACAGUAAACCUUGCAAUCCUACAUACACUCGGUCUUCUCAGCAUCACUCAUUAGUUCCAGUGAGUGAGGUGCUUAUUUUCGUCGGAGUUCAACAGCUGCCGCGGUCCAAGCAGUAGCUGUAGUAAUUCUACACUUGAUCAAAUGUACUUAAGAUUUGUCAGAUCAGAAUGCGAUCGCUGCAUAAGACUUCAAAUAUUAGCGUUCACUUCACAACUCCAGUUUACUAUUUCCUGAAUCUGCAAUCUAUGCAUCAUCGGACCUGCAGUUCUUAUCGCUAUAAAUUAGCCGCAUAAUUGUUCAAGCUGCAAGAUUCAAAGCAUGUGAAAAAAAUAACGGCUUAUAGUCUAAGGUCACUACCACACAAAAGAAAAAACUCAAAACCCAAAUAUCUACUUAGAAAGGAAGUACGAUUAAAAACUCUUAUUAUAAAUCGGUACAUUUAUUUACUACCAAAGACAAAAUAAAAUAAAUACCCGUGGAGAUUUGUGGGGACACGAGCCGGGCCGUGGGUCCGAAAAGGUUGUGGACCACAGGGCUAAACAAAUCUCAGACAUUCAGACCAAAACAUACCACAAGACAUUUUUUUUCCAGUGUUGAUUUGAUAGACAAAUAGCUGAUGCAAUUCCCCUUUGUUGUGAUGCUUUGCCACAGAGGCACAGACAUACACAGUGUAAACAUGAUGAUUAAACCUCAGGGUCAUUCGUCCACUAUCCCCAUGACACCAAUCUACUGUCAGUGUAUGGCACUGGGACCACAUGUCCCCUUGUGGAGCACAUAUACAAACAUGUGUCCAAAGUCCCUCCACACAUCAUGGUGACAACAGACAAUUUGUCCAGAAAAACAGGAAAGCUAAGUUCCUAUGGGGAAUGAUGUCUGAAAACAAACCUAAAGGAAAAAGUACAAACACAAAGGAGGGCAAAGGCAGGCUACUAAUAAAAAGGAAGCAAUAAAAAAACUCUUAAUACUCAACAACAGGGACCAAAGUAGAACUACAAGUAAGUAAGACAAGGAAAGCAGGCGCAACAAGGUGGACCGGGGAGGCAAGGGUCAAGUAAAAGUCCGCUAUCCACUGUCAGAAGGCCUGAACGCAGUCGGGUGGAGUAUCAUUCAUUCAUUCAUUCAUUCAUUCAAGAUGAAUGUAGCAGGAAAAGCAAAAGACAUGAGCAUGACACUUUCAGUCAAAUUCCCCCAUAUAAAAAUAUUUACAAUACCAUUGCACCUCGGUUUUCAUUGUGAAUCCGUUCCAAACUGUCAGUGGAAAACUGAUUCAUAUGAAGGAUCGAUUUUUCCCAGUGAAUUCGUUCCAAACACCCAAAAACACAUUUUAUCGAGAAUAAUUGUAGUUUUGCAUUCAGAAUGCAAACUAGAUAUUAAUGGCAAAUGAAAUUGAUAAAUGAACAUUUAGCAUCACUUUUACCUUGACUGAAGACUUGUUGGCAAAGACGGUGAUGAGCGCCGAGGGAGGAGGGGAAGGCAUAGCUACACGGGCACCACUUUUGUGUUUUGCUUCGACUUCUUUCUUGAAUUCAAUAGUGUUCCUCACCUUUCUUAUCAAGGUGCUGCCACUUGCAACUUUCUUUGACCUCAUGGUGGGUUAUUUUGAAGCUGUACUUAAAAAAAAAACAAAAAAAAACAGAAACACGUUAACACCACAGUUCAGUUAGCAAAGAACGACAGUCCACAGUCCGGAGGGGCGACAAAGCUGGGGGACAAUGACUUCCACACAGUUGGACGCAGUGCAUUUAAAACAAGACAAGACUGAACCAACAUGUGGAAUUCUUUGUUUGGGAGUUCAUUUCCGUGGAAUGAAACGCGAGCAAAUGGACUAGCUUGUUAGACACAAUGUUUGAGCGUAUGAUAACCAAGACAUAUUUUUAGCAAUAAUCUUUGUCGAAAACCGUAGGUAUUACUGUAUAUCUGAACAACCAAAAACACCGAUACACUCCUGAACAAAAUUUUAAGGCCAGGCCAGUUGAAAAAUUGCAAGAAUUUACAUUCUUUCAGAGGUUCUAAGUAUAGCUUCAAAAUGCAAAAAGAACAAAUGGGAAUGAGACAAAACAAAUGCAAACAAGCAUUGAAGUGAAAUAGGCUGCUCAUCAACUGAUCAAAAGUUGAAUCCCACAGGCUUUGGGAGCCAAAACCUUGGCACAAAUGUGGAUUCCGUCAUUUUCUGUCAGGUAUUCACACUGUCAUGAUCUCCUGAUGGCAAAGGCAAAAAAGCUUUCUCUCUUUGAACGCGGUCGGAAUGCUGAGCUGCAUAAGCAACAGUCCCCAAAGCGCACCAUUGCUGCUGAGGUCGGGCGCAGUAGGCCAAGCGCCAGACCCAAAACAAUUUCACUUGCACUGUGCUGGAGGAUACAAUUGGCUUUCCGUAAAGACACGGGACGAUCCUUGACCCAAAUGAAGGUUGUUACUGGUGCAGAGUGCAGUCCAGUAACCGUCAGACAGCAUCUGCGAGAGAGGGAUUUGAAUAGGCCUGUCACGAUCAUUUUGCCGGCCUCGAUAAAUUCACAUGUCCAUGCAUGCGUGUUUGUUUUCCUCGGCUCUCUUUACCACACAGGCUGGAUGACAAGAGGGUUCACUCUGCAUCUGUCUGUGUGCGUUGGCGCUAAAGAGAGUGAACCCUCCUCUCACAUUGUGCCUCUUUGUCCUAGUAUGUGGAGGCAAGACUACACGUGAGUGGAUACUCAGAAUGCUAGCAGCAAGUUAGCCUCUUGAGCGAGCAUACGCUAACACAAAUAAAGGCACAAAUGGGAUGGUUUCUAAGGCGAAUGCCGCAGCCCCAGUGUGGGAAUAUUUUAAACAGAAUGAACAACGUGAACGCAUGAACACUAAUGAAUCGAUAUGUCGUAUUUGUUCGAAAGUAGUGAAGAGGAAGAAGACCAAUUUGACCAACCUGUAUCCACACCUCAAACAACCAUCCUGUUCAAUUUUCCCAAGUAGGGAAAAAAAUACCGCUGGAGGUGCAGCGGAGCAAAAAAUUUGGUCACUAAUAUCGAUUAUCAACAAUAAUUUGUAGGACAAUUAAAAUUAGUUAUCGUGACAGGCCUAGAUUUUAAGAACAAAAACCAUCUUCAAAGGCCUCGUCUCCUUCAACGCCACAAGAUUGCCUGUUUGAAAUUUGCACGAGAGCGCCAAACAUGGGACAUUGAAAGGUGGAAGAAAGUUUUAUUGUCUGAUGAGAAAAAAUGGAACCUUGACGGUCCUGACGGCUUUCAACGUUACUGGCAUGACAAGGAGAUCCCACCUGAGAUGUUUUACCCACGGCACAGUGGAGGGGGCACCAUCAUAAUCUGGGAUCGUGCUUUUUUCCUUAAAUGGAACAACAGUGUUUCAGGUUGUGCGGGGGCGUCAAAUGGUGGAUGGCUAUGUGGAGAUGUUGUAGGGGGCAUCCCUCAUGACUGAAGACUCGAUUGUGUGGUAAUUGCUGGACGAGUAAUUUGCCACUGCUGACAUUGCCGCAGUGAUUGACAGCACGCAGUAGGUGCAGGUGUGGAAGUCCAGACAUGAAUUGGGAGCAAGUCAAAGAAAAAGUAAAAACAAGAGGAGGCUCGUGCUUCACUUAAAGGAAAAACUUUGUCCCACAGCGUUGACGCCACAUAAGAGUCUGCGUAGAGCCCCUGCGUAUUGAUACUACCGAUGUUUGCAUCUGGAAAUGAGUAUGAAAGUAAUGGCAAGAUGAUGAUGACGUUGACAUUGGCUGAAGUCUCCAGAGUGUGCGUGUGUGUGUUUAAAGCCGAGCGCAGCCGUAAUGGAGAGCAACACCACACCACCCCACGGCGACAUGAAGACCACUUGUUGUUGUAGCUUGGUAAGUCCGCACUAACUGCCUCACAUAUCCUGUACUCUUCAAUGACUCACAUUUUCCUUUUCACAGAUGCUGUCCGAUUACAGCCCGGCUUUCCUUUCAUAUUAGGAAAGGAAGGUAGGUAAAAAAGACAACAACAAGGGUUUAUUGCAGCUGGGAUGGAAAACGUAACACUGUCUUUGUACUUCAACCUGACCAUGUUUGUGAACAUCGGCCCGUAUCGCUACCCAGCGUUUGCCUUGUGCCUGCUGCUCUACGGCUUCAUCGUCUGCGCCAACCUGGCCAUCAUACUGGUGAUAAGUCGAGAGAAGAGCCUCCACGAGCCCAUGUACAUAUUUAUCGCGUGUUUAUCCUUCAACGCUUUGUACGGCUCCACUGGCUUCUUCCCCCGACUCCUGGUGGACCUGGCGUCAGACCAUCACUUAAUCUCACGCAUGGCUUGUUUCACCCAGAUCUACUUCAUUUACACGUACGCCGCCAACGAAAUGACCACGCUCAGCAUCAUGGCAUACGACCGCUACGUGGCCGUGUGCCACCCGUUGCACUACCACGCAAAGAUGACCGCCGCAAAGGCGUUGGCGUUGGCUGCGCUGGCGUGGCUUUUCCCCGCUUUUAUCCUCACCGUGUGCAUUUACCUGUCCGCCUCGCUGCCUCUCUGCGGCAACGAGAUCCAAAAAGUGUUUUGCGCCAACUGGAACGUGGUGAAGUUGUCAUGCAUCCCGACGCUCAUCAACAAUAUCGUCGGCAUGUUUCUCACCAUAACCACGGCUUUUGUUCCUCUGGUCUACGUGCUGUACACGUACACGCGGAUCGCGAAAGCCUGCUGGAGACGCUCGGCGGAAUUUAAAGUCAAAGUAUUUCAGAGCUGUUUGUCACACGUUGUCACGUUUGUCAUUUUUUCCAUCACAGCGUUUUGCGACAUCGCCCUCAGCAGAUAUAACCUGGAAGAGAUGAACCCAUUCGUGGCCGUCAUUUUAUCCCUGGAGUUUGUUGUUAUUCCUCCCUUUCUCAACCCUCUUGUGUAUGGAAUGAAGCUACCAGAGGUACGCAGACACAUUUUGAAGAUGCUGUGAUUUAGGGCGGAAUUCUACGCAAGAUAACGAGUAAUGCAAGAGAAGCAGAGGAGCUCUUAUUUUCACUGUCGCAGCAGGGCGGUGCUGAGGGUAGUUCCUCAUAUGGCUUGCAGGGGGAGGCCUCGUUUGAUGGUGAAUGUAUUUGAUUGAGUUAGGUGCUGCAACUAACAGUUUCUGUUUUUAGUCGAUUCAUCUGAAGCUUGUUGUUCUGACUAGUCAAGUAAUCGGUUCGGCCCCAGACCAGGGGUGUCCAAACUUGUUCCACCGAAGGCCACAGACUGAAAAAUGAAAGCAUGCAAGGGCCUCUUUGAUAUUUUGUAAACGAAGCUAAGACGGAAAACCUGCAUCUCAGCUUUGUGAUAUAGGCGAAUAAGUCGUAUUAUUAGGAGGAACUUGGCUCUUUGCUCUUUUCCCCCCCCCUAUUUUUGGUGUUUUUUUUUUUUUUUUUUUUUUAAUUUUCCAAAUAUUUUAACUUUCUUCUGAAGUCAUCUUUGCAGAUAGACACUUUAUUCAUCUCCAAGAGAAAUUCACAUUUCUCUGCAAAAAUGUCACAAUGAACUUAAUCACUUAAAUCACAAAAUAAAAUGAAACAACCCAGGCGAGACAAGAAAAAUAAGACAUAGAAUAACAAUAAAUAGACAAAUAAAUAAAUAUGGGACAGAUCACGUCAAAUUUGCAGUGCGAUAAUACAUAAUGAAUAAUAUUAAUACAUCAUAAUAGUAAUACGUCAAAAUUGAGUAAGUCCAGUCCUGUGUGUGUUUUUAUCGCUCCCCCUCUGCUGUGUUGAAAAGCCGCAUGGUGCGGUGGGGGGGGGGAUCAUCUGCUCUUGUACAUUUUCUUCUCGUGAUAUUAUGACAUUAUUCCCAUAAUAUUGGCACCUUUCCCCCAACCUAAUCCAAAAGUACUUUAUUAAUUAACUUUAUUUUGCUUUGUUUCUCAUAAUAUUACAACUUUUAAUAAAUAAUGUAUAUUUCUUUAAUAUUUCAACUUUGUGCUAUUUAAAU
This is a messenger RNA of Dunckerocampus dactyliophorus (ringed pipefish), 7983 nucleotides long. Its product is annotated as putative gustatory receptor clone PTE03. NCBI's taxonomy places the organism in Eukaryota, Metazoa, Chordata, Actinopteri, Syngnathiformes, Syngnathidae. The record is from RefSeq and is a predicted model, not a curated record. Gene Ontology annotation, biological process: G protein-coupled receptor signaling pathway. Gene Ontology annotation, molecular function: G protein-coupled receptor activity; olfactory receptor activity. The transcript is spliced from 4 exons. Gene Ontology annotation, cellular component: membrane. Bases 6065 to 6979 code for a protein of 304 amino acids.